This is a messenger RNA of Trifolium pratense (red clover), 1754 nucleotides long. Its product is annotated as ankyrin repeat domain-containing protein, chloroplastic. Bases 169 to 1494 code for a protein of 441 amino acids. Gene Ontology annotation, biological process: protein targeting to chloroplast. NCBI's taxonomy places the organism in Eukaryota, Viridiplantae, Streptophyta, Magnoliopsida, Fabales, Fabaceae. The record is from RefSeq and is a predicted model, not a curated record. Gene Ontology annotation, cellular component: chloroplast outer membrane. Gene Ontology annotation, molecular function: protein binding; chloroplast targeting sequence receptor activity. The transcript has 7 exons.
AAAUCGGUGUUGAAAGAAGAAGAAAAAAAAUGUAUAGAUAGAUUAUCAACUAUCCACUAAUUUUUGUACAUAGGCUGAUAGAAGAAAAACCGUAUAACAACAACUCAGAACAGAGAAAUUGUGAGGAUUAUCAUUGAUUGAACAUUUGCAACAGCAGCAGCAACAAGAAUGUUCAAUCUUUCGACAGUUGUGUAUAAUCCUCAACCGAACACACUCUUCUUUUCUCCAUUCCCAUUCUUCCAUUCUUCUCUCACACCCCACAAGUUUCAAUCUCUCAAAUUCCCCACAAACUCCAACCUCCACAAUUCUCUCUCCUUAACACACCAAGAUGAUGAUGAUGACAACUACGAAGAACAUGUCAUCGGAGAUUGUCUUGUCUUCGAAGAUGGAAUUUUCGAAGAACCCAUUUUUCCAUCCGACAACCUCGUAGACAAGAAAAAAACAACACCCAUUUCGAAGAAAAAGAAGAAAAAACCAACGACAGUGAUUAAGUCUGAGAAUUUGGUUCCUGAUAAAUGGAGAGAAGUUCAAGCAGAGUUAAAUAUAACGAAGAAAGAUAGGCGUAAGAUAGCUCAAGAAAUUGAGUUUAACAGUAAGGUUUUGAAGAAGAAAAGAGGUUUAGUUGCUUUGAGGGAUAUAAAUAUGGAAGAGUAUAAGGCUUAUAAAGAAGCUAGAUUGGCUCAGUUGAAUCCUAUUGUUCUUGAUAAGCCUCCAAGUUUUAGUUUUGCUGAGAAAGAUGAUGAUUCUGAAGAGGAAUUGGGUGAUGAGUCUGGUGAUGAUGAGAGGGCGAAGCCUGAGAAUCCUAGGUGGGCUGUUUAUGGGAGAGGUUUGGAGGAUGUCAGUGAGUUUUUGAACAGUGAGAGGUAUGACCCUGCUGCUAAUAAAACUGAAGGUCAUCCUAGGUUGUUUACCAGGGAGGAGAGGGCUAUGCUCAGUCAGAAGAAGGCAGACUUCGAAGUUGCUACUUCAGAUAAAUGGCUUCCUCUGCACACUUUUGCUGCGAGCGGAGAAUCUUUCCUUGUAGAAACUAUAUUGAAGCAUGGUGUUGAUAUUAAUGCUACGGAUAAGGAUGGUUUGUCUGCUCUUUACAAAGCGAUAAUUAGAAGAAAGCAUGCCAUAACCAAUUAUCUCCUAAGAAACUCGGCCAAUCCCCAUGUACAAGAUAAUGAUGGGGCCACCUUGAUGCACUACGCUGUACAAACGGCAUCUGUCCCAACAAUUAAAGUACUCAUGUUGUAUAAUGUGGAUAUAAAUCUUCCGGACAAUGAUGGCUGGACACCAUUACAUCUUGCUGUUCAAACUCAGAGAAAUGAUAUAGUGAGGCUUCUGCUGAUUAAAGGCGCUGAUAAGACAUUAAAAAACAAGGAUGGUUUAACUCCGCUCGACCUUUGCCUUUACUCUGGUCAAAGUGCCAAAACAUAUGAGCUAAUCAAGUUGUUGAAACAGCCUCCAAAACGAUAUAGAAGUAGAAAUGCACGACGGAUGGAGGGAUGAAACAAUACAACUUUUUGAAGAUUUGGACUAACAAAUGAAGAAUAGACAUUGCCAAGUUUCUCAUAGCAGGUAGAAGCCCUUCAGCAUAUUUGGACAUUUUAGCUUUAGGACAAGGAUGGUAUUGUAUUUAAUCUGAAAUACUGUAUCAAGGAGAAAUGAAGUUGACUCUGCCCAUUUCAUAAGUGAAAAUAGUACAUGAUAUAAGGUGGACUGUGUCGAUAAAAAUGUUCAAAAUAUCAACGAUGAUAUUAUUUCUUGAA